AUGCGUCUAUUCCAAUUGCAGCUGCCCAUACGGGCGGUCACCGCAAGUCUCCUCCGACCGACCCUGUCGCUCUCAGUCGACGCGGCCCCCCGAAUUCACAUCGAUGCCACCAAUGCCCUCGUGGCCGGCCGACGAUACGCCUCCGUCAAGGCGCAGGGUCAAUACAAGCUGAAGCCGCGAAAGACGAUCCCGAAGAAGCUGGGAGCGAAGCGUACAGGCGACCAAUAUGUCAUCCCCGGCAACAUCCUCUACAAGCAGCGCGGCACAAUCUGGUGGCCAGGCGAGAACUGCAUCAUGGGCCGCGACCACACGAUCCACGCCAUGGCGACGGGCUACGUCAAGUACUACCGCGAUCCCGCGCGCCACCCCGACAGGAAAUACAUUGGUGUCGUCUACAACAAGGACGACACGCUCCCGUACCCGCAGAACGCCGAGCGCAAGCGUCGUCUUAACAUGACGGCUCACACCAUUGUGCCGCGCGCCAUCGAGCCUGAGAUUUCCGCCUCGGGCAUCCCCACGCAGGUUGUGAGGCCCGGCGCGGCGGGCCCCGACGGCAAGCCCCGUGGCCCCGCGAGAAUGCUGCGCCUGCGCGACGACUACAGCUACCGGGAGGACAACUGGCGGGUUGGUCGGCUGGUGAAGCUGGCGGGUGUGACGAAGAGGGGAGGCGGUCGCGGUGGGCGCAGCAGCCGCAAGGCGAGGUUCCGCUCGAGGCGAUGGGUCAAGGAGAGGAUGGCGCUGGGCAGGCGGAAGAGGGCCGAAGCCAUGGAGGGCAUGGAGGAGGAUGAAUGGACCAUGAUGGCUCAGCAGAGGGCGAUCGAGGAGAAGAAAAAGAAGGCCAAGGGCCAGCAGGACGCCAAGAGGGCCAAGGCUGAGAAGGCUGCCAAACUCAGGGCUGCGGGCAUGCGCAAGUCGGCCGCCAAGAAGAACUAG
Messenger RNA from Verticillium alfalfae VaMs.102, 933 nucleotides. Its product is annotated as 50S ribosomal protein L27. The transcript has 2 exons. The coding region runs from base 1 to 933 and encodes 310 amino acids. NCBI's taxonomy places the organism in Eukaryota, Fungi, Ascomycota, Sordariomycetes, Glomerellales, Plectosphaerellaceae. Gene Ontology annotation, molecular function: structural constituent of ribosome. The record is from RefSeq and is a predicted model, not a curated record. Gene Ontology annotation, cellular component: ribosome; mitochondrial large ribosomal subunit. Gene Ontology annotation, biological process: translation.